This is a messenger RNA of Astyanax mexicanus (Mexican tetra), 3259 nucleotides long. RefSeq names its product E3 ubiquitin-protein ligase TRIM50. Bases 875 to 2323 code for a protein of 482 amino acids. NCBI's taxonomy places the organism in Eukaryota, Metazoa, Chordata, Actinopteri, Characiformes, Acestrorhamphidae. The transcript is spliced from 6 exons. The record is from RefSeq and is a predicted model, not a curated record. Gene Ontology annotation, molecular function: protein binding; zinc ion binding.
ACAUUACACAUAAACAUCUCUUAAAUCAACUUAAGGACUUGGUAAAAAAAAAAGUAAGGAUUUGUAAGGCUUAUAAAGUAGCCUUAAAUUAACCACCAGAAGUGAAAAACAGAGCAAACUGGGUGGUUUAUUAUCAGCUAAAAUCAACUCUUUAAAAAUAUCUUUUUGUAUUUGUUUCAUCCGAUUACAGUAAACACUGCAGGAAUGGCUGCACAUUUCAGCAUAUAUGAGCAAGAAGAAAACAGCAAGUCUACAGAUGACUGGAAAAAGUGAGUAAGUAAAAAGCAGACUUGCUGAAGCACAACAUCCUUUGUUUUUGUCUUUGUAAGUCCUCCAGCUUUUCGAUAACAGGCAUUGAGAAAAUGUUUUAUCGUCUGUGGUGUUUGUUUCAGAUUCUUUGUAGUUCUUAUUUUGCUUUCAGCUGUUUAAUCUCACUUUACGCUGAUAGCAGGAACAUUAGCGCACUGAGGUGAGAGCUGAUAGACUGCCUGGGCUGUCAGGCACUAGAAAUGGAAGUGGCCUGACGAAGUGCUUAAAGAGUGCUGCUGAUAAAGUGAAGGUGACCCCUGGUUAAAGUGACUGGCCGUUGAAAUUGGUGCGUUCAGUAAGGCUGUUUGUGGAUCUGAGAGAGCAGCUCUUAUCUCCAAGCUGUUUGAGAGAAUCUGCUGAUAACCUACUUUAGCAGAGAGUCCAGAUACUGUUGCCACUUGAAAGAACACAAACAGCCAGAGGAGACCAGCAUGGCUGGACAUUCCGUCAAGCUUGAGAAAGACAUAUCAAUCUUAACCACUGACAGAGUUUGAUUGGGACUAGGCCUCAUUACUAACCACAGAAGUUAAUCCCCACUAGAUUCCUUCUUCUAAUUCAGCAUCAGAUGGACAGACGCUGCAGUCUGGAGCCACUGGAGGAGCAACUGCGCUGCCCGGUGUGUCUGGAGGUCUUCUCUGAGCCUCUUAUGCUGCAAUGUGGUCACUCCUACUGUCGUGGCUGCGUCCGCUCCAUGGACAUGGACCCUCUGGGCCAGCUUCAGUGUCCAGUCUGCCGCUGUGCAGUAGAUGGAGACAGUCCUCCACCUAAUGUGGCUCUGGCACGCAUCGUGGACGCCCUGCGGGAGAUCAGCGGGCCAGGCCAGGGCCCCCAAGAGACCUGCAGCCAGCACCACAACCCCCUGAGCCUUUACUGCGAAGAUGACCAGGCACUCAUCUGCGGCCUGUGUGGAAGUAUUGGAGGACAUCGAGCACACAAGGUCACCCCCAUCAGCAGCGUCUACAGCCGCAUGAAGGAGGACAUUUCGGGUUUGAUGACUGAAUUUCAGACUCAGAAGAGAAAGCUGGAGGAGCAGAUCUGUAAAAUGGCCUACAACAAAUCUCGCAUUACUAAUGAGUCUGACGUACUGAAGUGGGUGGUGCGGAAGGAGUUUGGAGAGUUGCGGCGCUGUGUGGAGCUGGAGGAGGCCCGCUUCAUGCAGAAGGUGGAGAGCACCGCCUCCACUCUCAUCUCCUCCAUCCAGACCCAGGCUGACCAUAUGAGCCAAUUACUGGCCAAGUUCCAGGAAGCCGAAGGCACACUGGAAGCCCUGAGCAACGAGGGCCAUCUGGACUUUAUCACUAAAUACAGCUCCAUUGCUCCAAGGUUUAGAGAAAGCCAGCAGAGAGAAAAGAGGAAGGAGAGAACCUACAGCUCCAUUAGCUUCAAACCAGGCUUCAAUCACAGUGACAUCAAAAUCGCUGUGUGGAAGAGAUUACACAGGAGAGUUCUGCCAGCUCCUGAGCAUCUGAAGUUUGACCCUCUCACAGCUCAUCCCAUGCUGCAACUCAACGAGCACCUCACGAGUGUGGAGUGCGGUGUCAUUGUGAACCGCCUGCCCAAUAAUCCAGAGCGCUUCAGCUACAGCUACUGUGUGCUGGCCAGUCGCGGGUUCUCCUCAGGGAAGCAUUACUGGGAGGUCCAGGUGGGCCAAAAGCCAAAGUGGCGGCUCGGCCUAAUCAAAGGAACCACAUCGCGCAAGAAUAAGCUGACCAAGAGCCCAGAGGGUGGAGUUUGGCUGAUUGGGCUGAAGGAAGGCCGACUGUACGAGGCUUUUGCUAACCCACGAGUCACGCUGCCCCUCACAACCCAUCCCCAGCGCCUGGGGGUCUUCCUGGACUAUGAAAGAGGAGAGAUGACGUUCUACAAUGCGGACAGUCCAGACGAGCUGGUAACUAUCUACUCCUAUCAGGCUGAGCUGCAGGGGAAGGUGUACCCGCUGUUUGACGUAUGCUGGCAUGAGCGCAGUGCCAACAAGCUGCCAAUCUCUCUGCCCCAGCCUCUUGCCGAGGUGUGACCUACCUUCAGUUUUCUUAUGAAACCUUUUUGAGGCUUUAAAAAGAUGCAUCUCAAAGACUCUGGACUUCCUUCGGUCAUUUGAUCUUAAUACACUUGUGUUUUCUUACUGCUUUGCAGUAAGCAUUGUUUGAUGUGCAUUGUUUGAUACACAAGAGCUGCGUUCCAAAGUCUAGGCUGCAGCCGAGGUGGGCCAUACUGUAUAUCUUGGCUGCCAUGUCAUGUAAUUCACUUUAAUUAAAAUGUAUUUUUAUGUAUCACUUUUUAAAUAAAUGCUGUCACAAAGCAGCUUUACAGAGAUCAGGUCUGAGCCUCUUUAGAGUAAGCACAAAUGUGACAGUAGCAAGGAAGAAACCUAGGAAGGAAUGGGUCCUUCUCUGGUUGACACAGACAGCGUAACAAAUAAUAAAACAACAAGAAGAACUGGACAAAAGAAAAUGAGUGAGAUAAUGAAUAGCUAUAGCUAAUGUGAGAGCAGUUUAUCCAUUUAUGAGUCCAUGCAGGAUAAACAAUUAUAUGUACAGCUGUGGAGUGUGACCGGAAUACUGUCUAUCAAGGCAGGGAUCCAGAGCAGGCUACAGGAUAAUAGAGAACCAAGCCAGACAACACCAGGUCAGAACAGAAGGUACAAGUCAUCUCCAUCUCAAUAAAUGACAAAGAGUUGUAAAGGAAUUACUUAGGUUAGUGGGAUUGUGUAAAACACUGGUGAGUUCUCUAAUAAGCCUUAUAAGCAUUGGUUAAGUGCAAAUUAAUGACAUAUUAAUGUUAUUAUUAUUAUAAUUAAGUUUUAUAUUAUAUUUGUUGUCUAUACUUUACUCUUUGAAAACCAUAUGAAUGUAAAGUUCUGGUAUUGUAUGAUAGUUGUGGAUUGCUGGAAAAAUACCAGGAGCAGCAACAGCAGCUAAUAAAGAACCUAAUAUAACAAUAAACUUCUAAA